This is a messenger RNA of Drosophila kikkawai, 570 nucleotides long. RefSeq names its product chitin-binding domain protein cbd-1. Gene Ontology annotation, molecular function: chitin binding. The record is from RefSeq and is a predicted model, not a curated record. NCBI's taxonomy places the organism in Eukaryota, Metazoa, Arthropoda, Insecta, Diptera, Drosophilidae. Gene Ontology annotation, cellular component: extracellular region.
AUGCCAUUUGAGUCGAGCCUCGUUAUAUAUCUGCUACUACUCGCCGGAGGCUUCACUUUCAUCCAAGGCGUCGACUUUCCGCAGUGCGAAAAUGUGGAGUCCAACACCUUCGUCAUGGCCAUCGAUGAUUGUGCCUCUUACAUCUAUUGCAACGGAGAGGACUCGUUCAGGGACAGUUGUCCGGAGCAGACAUAUUUUGACGACAGAACCCAGGAGUGUGCCUUCGACGAUGCUGGGGUGUGCCUAAGAGGACCAGAGGCGAUCGUGACAGAACAAGAGGUAGAGGAGAAGGACCCGACACCUAGUGCGGUUUCACCUGCCCCUUCCGGGGAUACCACUAUUGGCCCUUUUACGGAUUCUCCGGCUGCCGCGCCAUCCUCUCCGACCGUUAGUCGUCCGCAUUGCGAGUCGGUGGGCGAUGCUGUUCAUCCGCAUCCCCAGCGCUGCGAAUACUACUAUCGGUGCAUCAGCGGUUACCUGACCAUAGUGCGGUGUCCUUACAACUACGGAUGGGACUUUGCAUUGGAGCAGUGCAGACCGAGCACCGAGGCCCGGUGCUUCAGCUCAUAG